AUGCGCUUCACCUGGUUUACUUUGGCUGGCCUCGUUGCCCUCGUUGCUGCCGCACCAUACAACAACGAAAAGAGAUUUCUGGCCGCUAAUGAAAUGAAUGGCGGAGAUGAUGUUGAUCUUUCAACUGGUCUUGCUGUCUCAAUGUCACUCAGAAUCCUAGUUUACCAAAUAGAGGUCUUCAUUACUAACGUCGAGAAUACGACUAAGUAA
This is a messenger RNA of [Torrubiella] hemipterigena, 210 nucleotides long. Lineage: Eukaryota; Fungi; Ascomycota; Sordariomycetes; Hypocreales; Clavicipitaceae. The record is from the annotation of a GenBank genome assembly.